Molecule: messenger RNA, 1438 nt
Organism: Paramecium pentaurelia
Lineage: Eukaryota; Ciliophora; Oligohymenophorea; Peniculida; Parameciidae
Source: the annotation of a GenBank genome assembly
AUGUAAUAAGAGUAUAAUUGUAUUGAUUAGGACACUCUAAGAAGAGACCAGUAACUUAAUGGGUUAUUGGCAAAGAUUCGAGAUGAUGUUAUGAAAGGUUAUGUUGUAGAGAUUAAGACCAGAGCAUAAACUUAUCAUUAAGUAAAAUAAUUGAUCAAAUUAGUUAGAGUAUAAUUCAAAAUAAAGUUCUAGAGAUUCUUCUAGGUGUAAUUCUUUUAUUAAGAAUCCCAGAUUAAAUCAAGACUAGAUUGAUAAAGUAAGAGAUUUAGACGAAGUAAUUAUAUCAUCAUAACGUGAUGAUAAUCAAUAAAUUAUUAGAUUGUCUAAUUCAUUAAAUUAAUCUCCUCCAAAAGUGAAGAGUGAAAUUGUAAAACCAAUUGUCUUAGAUCUCCAUUUAUAAUCGGAACAAACAUUUUAAUCGUUUCCUAGUAAACAAGAUAUUCUUAAUCAUCUUAACAAUAUAAAUAAUUAAUUAGAUGACAUUGAGAUCAAUUAAGAUACUGGAAAUUUUAUGGAGUUCAUUAAAAUACUAACAAAAAUAUAAUAAGAAUUAGAAGAAACUAUUUAAAACAAUAAUAUUUCUAACAAUUAAUAAAUAUCUAAUGCAAUUUAAAUGAUAAGAACAUUAUGCUUAUUAACUAAAUUUUAUAAAUAAGUUGCAGAUUUUCCACAUGCAAUUAAAUCAUUAAAAUAAAUUAAAAAAAUGUUUGAUAUUUCUGAUCCCUAUUUAAAAGGAAAAAUACAGAUUGAACUAGGAAAAUUAUACUUUCUGAAUCAAUCCUUUAAUAUAGCUCAAUAAAUUUUUUAUGAUGCCCUCCUUCAUUAUGAAAGGUUGCAAUGGAAAUCAGAAAUUGCAUACAUUUUAUUAUGGAUGGCUAAAUUAAACGCCUGGACAAGUAUAUUAUUAAAUUUAAAGAAAUAGAAAAUCUUGAAUCUGCCAAAAAGAUGGUUUAUGGAGCUAUUUCUAUUUUAAAAGAAUAUCUACCAGAUGAUGAUGAAUAAAUAGCUGAAGCUUAUAUAGUUUUAGGAGAAUGUAAUUAUAUAGCUAAAAAUUCUGAAUAAGCAUUAGAAUUUUUAAUGAAAGCAAUAUCAAUUAAAUUUAAAAAAUAUAAUACUUACAAGCACAUCAGUUUUUUAGAGGUAUACAAUUUAGUAGGGUUGACUUAUGGAUUAGUACCUGAUAUUUAAUAGUCACUUAGUUACUUUAUAUAAGCUCUAUAAUGUUUUAAGUAUUUCUUAUGUGUUAUAUAGAUAUAAUUGUGUUUAGAGAGCAUAAAUACUCAAUAAUAUUGCUGUGAUCUAUUAAUCUAUGGGUAAUAUAGAAAAUGCUUAGAAAUGUUAAUCCAAAGCUAAAGAAAUUUAUGCUAAAUUCUUACCAACUUACCAUUGUUAGAUGGAGAGAUUACUUUUAAAUCAAACAUGUCUAUCUCCAUAAUGA